GGAAAAGGAGGCGAAACAAGCUGCGGAGGCGAAGGCAAGGCUCGCUAUCAAAUGCAAAAAUGUCUGGGUCUGGAAAAUUGCAAGUCUUGUCAUGCAGGUUUUCCAUGACCCAGAAGGUCUGGAAUGCGGGACCUAGCAUGACAAACUCCGCGAGAUCUCUAUCGUGCCUAUCCUGCAUGAGAAACUCCCUCUCGACUUGGUCAAAAGUGGACGACUUUUGGUAAUCAUGCAACACAGAUUUUUGCAUGAUUCAGAUUGAGCAUGACAAGUUGCCAUGUUCCAGACCCAGACACUUUUGCAUUUGAUACUCGCGGAGCGGAAGCAACGGGACCAGGAGCGGGCGAAUAUCCUGAGUAAAAACAUACCCACACCAGAGUCAGGAUGGGGAUUUUGCAACAGAAACCUAGGAGUUUUGUGAGUCACGCAUGACAAGUUGCACUCUGCAGUGUAGUGCAGGUUAGCAAGUGCAGCCGCGUCACAGAUUCAUCUGCUCAUCCUGUUCACAGCAUCACAAAUUCCAAAACACGAUUGGAAAUGGCUCUCAUGGGGAUGCGCAUUACAAGCCUUCCUGUCUUCGCAAAUCUGCAUUACAACUCUGGCGUGGGUACGUUUUUACUCGGGAUAGCGUAUGCCGAGGAAAAAGCGAAGAUUGAAAAGAAAUUGAAGGACGACAUGGCGCAAAAACUGUUGCAGGCGGAACGGGAAAAACAGGAAAAACUCGCUGCUGCCGUAAAAGAGAAAGAGGCCUUGCGAAUUGCGAAGGAGAAAGAAAAACGGGCGGCGGAGGAGAAAUUGAAAAAACACGAAAAGGAAUUCGAGGAACACAAAAAAGCCUACGAGGCUGAGCUAAAACGGCAGGAGGUACUUACUGUUUGAUCUUGUUGAUGGGUUGAAUUUAAUACACGCUUCCCCUUCGCCUGCUUCCGUGGUUUUGCUAGAAUUAUGUGAGUCAAGAAUUCAGACACUGUUGCUGUUCAUCAUAACGUGCUACUCACUUUCGCAGUUGAUUCUCGCAGACGGGGCGGGAGAAACUUUCUUCUUUUGAGCCAUCUUCUACUUCAUCUUUAUCAUUGAUUGUGUCCUGCUUUGAUCCUCACAACAUUUUCUCUCCCCGCAGGACCUCCGCAAGAAGCAGGAAGAGCAGCACAAGCGGCAGAUGCAGAAGCGCAUGCGCGACGUGACGGAGCUUGCCAAGGCCGGCGAGGCUCGGAAGCUGAAGGAGGCCGAGGAGAAGCUCGAGGCCGCGAAGUUGAAGCAAAAAGAGGAAAAGGAGGCCGCGGAGAAAGAGCGGAAGAAGGCGCAGCGAGAGUUUAUGAAAGCUUCGAAAGCGCGCGACGAGGCGCGGAAGCGAGCC
Amoebophrya sp. A120 is the source of this 1354-nucleotide messenger RNA. Lineage: Eukaryota; Dinophyceae; Syndiniales; Amoebophryaceae. The record is from the annotation of a GenBank genome assembly.